Molecule: messenger RNA, 1115 nt
Organism: Chroicocephalus ridibundus (black-headed gull)
Lineage: Eukaryota; Metazoa; Chordata; Aves; Charadriiformes; Laridae
Gene: NXNL2
Product: nucleoredoxin like 2
Exons: 2
Coding region: 201-671 (156 amino acids)
Biological process (GO): sensory perception of smell; visual perception; photoreceptor cell maintenance
Source: RefSeq, a predicted model, not a curated record
AGCUAAGGAGGUGGUGUUGCUGUGUAGCGGCGGGGUUUGGGACCUGUGUCGGAGCCGUUGCUUUGGGUGAACCGAGGGGCGCGGCCGCGGCGAGAGGAAGGAAGGUCCGUCGGUCCCAGCGUGGAGGGGCCUCCUGAGCUCGCAGGCCUCAGUGCUACCCUCGGCUCUGCUGCGCCCCGCGGGGGGCGACCGGUGGCAGCAUGGUGGAUGUGUUCAGCGGCCGGCUGCUGGUCAGCAAGGACGGGCGCAGCGUGGACCCCGAAGAGGCCCUGCAGAACAAAGUCGUGGGCUUGUACUUCUCCGCCGGCUGGUGCUCGCCGUGCCGCGACUUCACUCCCGUCCUCUGCGACUUCUACACGGAGCUGCUGGAGGAGACUCAGCCCACCGCCCCCUUCGAGGUCGUCUUCAUCUCCUCCGACCACAGCGCCGAGGAGAUGGCGGGCUACAUGCGCGCCAUGCACGGGGACUGGCUGGCCCUGCCCUUCCACGACCCCUACAAGCAUGAUCUGAAGAAGAAAUACAACAUAACAGCAAUUCCUAAACUGGUGAUUGUGAAACAAACUGGCGAAGUCAUUACUGACAAGGGAAGAAAACAGAUCAGAGACAAAGGGCUAUCCUGUUUUCGGAACUGGCUCGAGGGUGCAGAUAUCUUUCAGAACUUUUCUAGCUAAGAAGUUGGCAGCUGAAAGCAAGACAAGACAUCAUGGAAAACCUUUUAGAGCUCUGAAAGGAUAGUGCAUUGUUCACAACAAGAAGGAUAAGGCUUAUUUAUAUUUGCUUGUAAACAAAACUUGUUUUCAAUUUCUAGAUUAGCUAUUCCAGUAAGUCAUAAAAUGCAAUUAUUGUUUAUUUGUAUUGUUCUAUCUACUAUAUUCAGGAUGAACCAAAGCAUUCCUGAUAAUACUGAAGAACUUCAGGAGGAUAGGCUGGUUUAGACAGUAAUAAAGGAGCACUGUGAAAUCUAUGCAAACACUUACUUUGCAAAAUCUUUACAGUGAAAAUUAUAUUUAUGCACAAAUCUAUCUUUUUAAUGACAAUUUUUUUCCGGUGAUUAGCACAUUUUGUUAAGAAAAGGAAAUCCUUUGCUUUAUUAAAGAACUUUAUGAAGGAUAUGU